Prunus armeniaca (apricot) is the source of this 1167-nucleotide messenger RNA. The record is from the annotation of a GenBank genome assembly. NCBI's taxonomy places the organism in Eukaryota, Viridiplantae, Streptophyta, Magnoliopsida, Rosales, Rosaceae.
AUGGGUGUGGUCACAGCCUUCGGCAUGGCUGGCGAGGGAGAGCCUUCGUACGAGCAGUUCUCCCAUCUGUACAGCGUCACGAAGUUGAAGUCUGCCGAUCACGGGGGCUGGGUUCAGGCUAACUGCCUGAAGACUACCGAGCGUGGCCAUUUUGUCAACGCCGUGCCAACCUCCCAGAAAACGUGGAGGAAACGGCGAGUGCUUUUGUCUGGUGACUGGGAGUCGCCCUCGGGACAUCCCGUCCGUUUCCACAUUCCCACCACGUUUCAAAUUGCCGGUAAGUUGAAGCAGCCGAGCGUUACACAAGCAGAGAUCCGGCAGAUCGAGAGGGUGAGGUUGAAGGUCCCUGCCGUGGAGAGGGUUUAUCCGAAGUUUCUCUUCACCACCAAUCUUGUCAAAGCUCAACUCGUCAGCCCUGCCGAGAUGACCGAAGAGAGGAAAACUGCCGAGGCGAAGAGGAUGAACGAGUCCUCAAAGUGGAGCCUCAUGCUCGGCAUGCAGGGGAAGAAAAAGGGGCGGCAGGUCGGAACGGCACCAGCGUCUUCGGGAGGGGUUGACCCUGAUGACUUAACCCUCAACGAGCGUCGUCGUCAGAUGAACGCUGAAUCGGCGCAUGCCGGAGCGGCCGAUGCUGGUCCGUCCCCCAGCCGAGGUAUGACUGCCGAGGGUACCUCCUCCAAAACUGCCGGCAAAAAGCCGGUCACGGUCGAUCUUGAUGCCGAUCCCGCUCCAAAACGCGGGCGACAUGCCGAGCCUAUUCGGGCCAUCUUCUCUGCCGAGGACAACGAGGCGCCUCCCGAAGCUGUCACCCUGGCCUGUCCUUCAAAGACAGUCCAGUUUGUGAACCACAUGAUCCUCGGUUCACAAAUGGAGCUGUCCGAGAUCGAGGACCUCCCGAAAAAGCUCCUUCGGGAGGAGGCUGGCCGCGCCUUCCGUCUUCAAGCUUCGGCCUCAAUGGACAUGUGGCUGUGCGUCAAGCGAGCCAUUAAUGCCACCGAAAAGGCGAAGAAGGCAUAUGAAGACGGCAGAGCGAAGGUUGCCGAGGCUGGUAAAGCCAUCCAAGCUCAGGCGAACUUGGCAAAGGACAUGCAGGCUGCCAAACGGCAGGUAAAAGUUUAUCAAGCCAAGCUCGGUGAGAUGUCGGCAGCCUUGGAGGCGGCCAGCUAA